UCAGUAACUGUUUCAAGAUGCUUAAACUACAAUUAUUAUUACAUGUGAAUUGAAAUAUCCCACAUGGGUGAUGCUGUUUUUGUUUCAAUAUUUUUGAUCUUUCUUAGGAAUAUAUUUUUCAAGAUUUGCAUCAAAUUGUCGGCCUCUGGCUUUUAAUUAGUAGAGAAUCUGUUGGUUGGUUUUGGGGUUUUGUCACCAAUCUUGUCUCAUUUCAGCCUCUGGGGUUCAUCAAGAAUGAGGUUUUGAGCUCUAUUUAUUUGGAUAAAACUUGGCUCUUUGGUGGUUUUGUUUGACUAUUGAUGUAAUUUGAUUGUUAUGUUUUGGGGAAUCCAGUUAAAGAUGGUUUCUUUUAAUGUUUUGGAGCUACUAUAAGAGCUGAAAGUUUCAUCAUCCCACCAUAUUCAAGGUCUGAAUUUCUUCUUUUCUGAGCUCCAAGGUUCAUCUUAUAUUAGAGUUUUUGACUUUUGGACUGAUUUUCAUGGAAGUGGUAUCAUUAAUUUUGGAUUCUCUUGGUAGUUAGAAUCUAAAAAAACUGACCUGAUAAUGAUGAAAAGUUUCAAUCUUUGUAGCUCUUGAAUGUGGGAAAAGAAAGUUGGGAAUUUGUUGGAUAAAUUAGUGAUACAUAAGAGAAGGGAUUGAAUUUUGUGGUGGUGAUGGAGAGGCAGAUUAGCUUUCAUGGGGUGAUGGAGAAACAGCAGAGUUUUCGAAAUGGGACGAUUGAGAAGCAGAAGAGCUUUAGAGGGUUGAUGGAAAAGCAGAAAAGUUUUCGGAUAGCAAUGGAGAGGCAGCUAAGCUUUGGUGGUGAGAGGAGAAGGGGUAAAGAAUCACCAGGUAAAAGAGGGGAUUCCCCACUUCACUUGGCAGUUAGAGCAGGGAACCUUGGCAAGGUGAAAGAAAUCGUUCAUAGCAAAAGCACCAACGAUUUAUUAUCUAAACAAAACCAGGAGGGUGAGACAGUUCUGUAUGUUGCGGCGGAGAAUGGCCAUAGUUUGGUUGUUGCAGAGUUGUUAAAACAUUUAGACCUUCAGACAGCUUCUAUUCUGGCAAAUAAUGGUUAUGAUGCAUUCCAUGUUGCCGCAAAGCAGGGUCAUCUUGCCCAUGAAGUACAGGAUUUUGGCAUUCUUUGGGAGCUCUGUGUAUCCUUUAAUUCUAAAUGUACACAAAGAUUUUUCCACUCACCAACAGGUUCCCAAAUUUUGUCAGCAUUAAUGAUUCUUGUGCUGCUUCCUGAUCCUCAAGAGGUACUGAAAGAACUAUUGCAUUCAUUUCCAAACCUAGUCAUGACAACGGAUUCAGCCAACUCUACAGCCUUACAUACAGCAGCUGCUCAGGGACACCUUGAUGUAGUAAAUCUCCUUCUGGAGAUCGAUUCAAACCUUGCUAAGAUAGCGCGUAACAAUGGCAAGACUAUUCUCCAUACAGCUGCAAGAAUGGGGCACUUGGAAAUAGUUAGAUCUCUUCUAAGCAAGGAUCCUGAGAUUGGCUUUAGAACAGAUAUAAAAGGCCAAAGUGCCCUGCACAUGGCUGUAAAGGGACAAAAUUUUAAUAUUGUGCUUGAAUUAAUCAAACCAAAUCCUGCUGUAUUGGCUUUGGAAGAUAACAAAGGAAACAGAGCACUUCAUGUUGCAACUACAAAGGGACGGCCACAGAUGGUACAAUGUCUAAUAUCAAUUGAGGGCAUCGAGCUCAAUGCCGUCAAUAAGGCUGGAGAAACAGCUCUUGAUAUUGCAGAAAAGUCUGGAUCUCCGCAGCUCAUCUCCAUUUUGAAGGAGGCAGGUGCUACCCUUUCUAAAGAUGAUGGGAAGCCUCCAACUGCUGCAAAGCAGCUCAAGCAGACUGUCAGUGACAUACGACAUGAUGUGGAGUCCCAACUCCAACACAGUCGUCAAACUGGCUUCAGAGUGCGGAAAAUUGCAAAGAAUGUGAAAAAGCUCCACAUUAGUGGUCUUAACAAUGCAAUCAACAAUGCGACAGUGGUUGCUGUCCUUAUUGCUACUGUAGCUUUUGCUGCCAUCUUCACUGUACCUGGCCAAUAUAUUGAGGAGAAAACAGAUGGGGUUUCACUAGGCGAAGCACACAUAGCCAGGAAAGCAUCUUUCAUAAUAUUUUUCUUGUUUGACAGUAUGGCCUUGUUUAUUUCCAUUGCUGUUGUGGUGGUACAAACUUCUGUGGUUGUGAUUGAACAGAAGGCAAAGAAGCAACUCAUGUUUUGGAUAAACAAGCUCAUGUGGGCAGCUUGCCUCUCCAUUUCAAUUUCCUUUAUUUCACUUACUUAUGUGGUGGUUGGAGAGAAGGAAAGAGGGCUUGCCAUCUAUGCAACUGUCAUUGGUAGCACCAUAAUGCUCACUACUAUUGGCUCUAUGUGCUAUUGUGUGGUUCGACAUAGGCUAGAAGAGUCAAGGAUGAGGAGUAUAAGGAGGGCUGAGACUCAUUCACGUUCGUACUCGAUGUCUGUGGCAUCAGAUACAGAGCUUUACAGUGAAAACUACAAGAGGAUGUAUGCAGUAUAGGAGUAAAUAAAAGUCAGAUAAAUUUCUGCCCGAGGCACCAAGCCUGGAGCUUUGUAGAUAGCACUAUAAGUGAAUAUAUGCAGGUUCUAAACCCUUAAGUCUAAUGAACUUCUAUCAAUGGCAUCAGAUACCAAAUUGUAUGAGGAACAAAAGGAUCUACAAGUUGGGAACAGAUGAGGAGAAAGUUAAAAUAGACUGAAUGUCGAGGUGUUGCAUAUCUGCACAGUUCUCCUAAACAGAGUUCCUGCAGCCACUGAAUUGCUGCACAUAUGAGGUGACAUAUUGCUUAGAAGUUCAGGAUGAAGGCUUUAGCAAAUCUUUCUGUAUUCUUCACAUGAAUUUUAAUAGUUUGAACACAAGCUCUCAUGGAGUUUACCAUCUACCUAGAGUUACUAGUACCAGAUUGCUAGUGGAUGACAGGAAGGUGGGGAUGGCUGAUAUUGAAUUACUUUUGCGUAUACAUAAACUUUGUAAUGUACUAAAAAUUAUUAUGUAUGAUACAAUUCAUCAUAUCUAUUUCCCCUGGUAAUGAAGUUCCGUCCUUUACCGGCUUC
This is a messenger RNA of Solanum dulcamara, 3064 nucleotides long. RefSeq names its product ankyrin repeat-containing protein At5g02620-like. Gene Ontology annotation, cellular component: plasma membrane. The transcript is spliced from 4 exons. Lineage: Eukaryota; Viridiplantae; Streptophyta; Magnoliopsida; Solanales; Solanaceae. The coding region runs from base 654 to 2510 and encodes 618 amino acids. Gene Ontology annotation, molecular function: protein phosphatase regulator activity; protein phosphatase 1 binding. The record is from RefSeq and is a predicted model, not a curated record.